Molecule: messenger RNA, 921 nt
Organism: Tarenaya hassleriana
Lineage: Eukaryota; Viridiplantae; Streptophyta; Magnoliopsida; Brassicales; Cleomaceae
Product: transcription factor bHLH19
Exons: 3
Coding region: 1-921 (306 amino acids)
Molecular function (GO): protein dimerization activity
Source: RefSeq, a predicted model, not a curated record
AUGGAUGAUUUCUUCUUACCGGAGUUUACAUUCGAAGACAUCGAUUUCGACUUCUCUAUGGACGAGGAAAUUCUUUCCUCCGACCGAGAAACCGCACAUAAACCUCAGAUUUCAUAUGACCAUUGCGACAACGAUCAAACACAAGGGUUCUUGUGUGAGCGAUCAUCCGUGAAGCAGAUGAAGAACAGUAGCCGGAAUUCUUGCUCGAGUUCGACCACCAAACCUUGUUUUCCUUAUAAUUUUCCUUCGGAGUUGUUCUCUUUCGAGUUUUCUAAUCUUUCACCUCAGACAACGGAGAACACUAAUAUCGAUAUUCGUUCACCAAGAUUAGGACAAGGGACCAAACGAAAAGGAUGCACUCCCGGUGCGAGAUCACCGGUCCUCGCAAAAGAACACGUCUUGGCCGAGCGAAAGCGUCGGGAGAAGCUUUCCGAAAGAUUCAUUGCUCUUUCAGCUCUUAUUCCAGGUCUUAAGAAGGCGGACAAGGCGACGGUCCUCGGGAACGCGAUCACGCACCUAAAAGAGCUCCAAGAACGAAUAAGAGACCUCGAGCAAGAAAAAGAAGCAUCGAGAGAAACGGAAACAAUGAUCGUUGUGAAGAAGUCGAGAAUUUUGGUGGAGGACGAAACCCGCGGUUCCUCCUUCUCAUCAUUGGGCGAGAAUCUCGAUCAAGAAUUGCCAGAAAUCGAAGCCAACAUGUCGAGAGACGAUGUUCUGAUUCGACUACACUGCGAGAAGAACAAAGGGUGCAUCGUUCGCAUAUUGAACGAGAUCGAGAGGCUACAUUUACGCGUCAUGAACAGCACAGUGUUACCAUUCGGUGACUUCACUCUUGAUAUCACUGUCCUUGCAAAGAAGGAGAAAGAUUUCUGUAUGACGGUGAAAGAUCUUGUUAAGAGCUUGAAACUCGCGAUGCUAUAA